Eublepharis macularius is the source of this 2952-nucleotide messenger RNA. RefSeq names its product WD repeat and coiled-coil-containing protein-like. The record is from RefSeq and is a predicted model, not a curated record. Bases 80 to 2371 code for a protein of 763 amino acids. NCBI's taxonomy places the organism in Eukaryota, Metazoa, Chordata, Lepidosauria, Squamata, Eublepharidae. The transcript has 4 exons. Gene Ontology annotation, molecular function: kinase binding.
GGUUAGCGGGCAUCGUGCUAGCCCAGCGGCUAUCGAUCCGUGUCUCUAUUAAGAUGUCUUCCACCAGAAAUUAAAAAAAAUGGAACUAGGGAAAGGAAAGCUACUAAGAACUGGCCUCAAUGCCUUAUACCAGGCCAUACAUCCUAUGCAUGGCAUCGCUUGGACAGAUGGCAAGCAAGUGAUCCUGACUUCUUUUUACCUACAUAACGGGGAACCUAAAUUUGGCAGCUCAAAUGUGGUCGGUCAGUUUGAACAUGUACAUGGACUUCACUGGAGUCUGUCUUGUGCUGAAGACGUCCCAGCGCUCCUUGCCAUUCAGCAUAAAAAACACAUCACCAUGUGGCAGCUCUGUUACAGCGCUUCCGAAAGGAACAAACUUAUGGUUUAUCAAAUUAGUGAAAUCGGCGAACUGUUUCCUAUACUCCCCCAGGGCUGCAUAUGGCACCCCAAAAGAGAAAUCUUGGCUGUGCUAACCACACGGGACGCUUCUGUCUUGCACACGGUUCGCCUCAACAAUUCCCGGGUAAAAGCAGACAUCAAAGGCACUGGGCUCAUCCACUGUGCCUGUUGGACUGAAGAAGGCAACCGCUUGGUGGUUGGAAUAGGCAGUGCCCUCCAUUCCUAUAUUUGGGAUGAUGAUCAGAAAACUCUGACCCCGUGUUCGUUUUGCCCAAUCUUUGAUGUAGGUGGCUACAUCUGUGCAGUUGAAGCCACUUUAAGUUCCCAAGUGGCUGUUGCGACCGAACUUCCGCUAGAUAAGAUAUGUGGCUUGAAUGCUGGGAUUGCCUUUGAAAUCCCAGCUGACACUGUAUCAGACGCCGUUCCUUCACAAACUACCUCACAGAGCUGUGAAGAAGAGUUCUCUGUGGAUGCUGGGAAAAAAUUGCUAGACCAAGAACAACCUUUACCAGUUGGAACAGUCGCACCUUCACCUGUGGAUCUAACCCAUGUCGUCCCCAGCAAACCUCGAUCCGAUAACACUCCUCUCCUUCAUCUAAGAGCAAAGGACUACCUCACAGGAAGUGGCCAAGAUGCUUCCCACUUGAUCUUGGUGACUUUUGAAAGAAAAGUGACAGCAACCCGAAGAGUCAGCAUCCCAGGGGUUCUGGUCCCCGAUAUAAUGACUUUUGACCAAAAAACUCAGACUGUGGCCAUAGCGUCCAACACUUGUAAUAUAAUUUUGGUUUACUCGUUAACUUCAUCCCACUUACCUAACGUUCAACAAAUUCCGCUUGAGAGAAGCGAAAGGCCAAAGGGGUUGUGUUUCCUAACAGAUAAACUAUUACUGAUACUGGUGGGAAAACAGAAAUUAACGGAGCCUGCUUUCCUUCCAUCCUCACGAUCAGACAAAUAUCUUCUUCGUUUGAUGGUCAAAGAAGUCGUAGGCAAAGAAGGUCCCUUUGCGCUUUCCAGUUCUGCUCCGGUCGCUUCUGUCACCCAGUCUGUGAAAAGACCGGCUCUCGAAACUCAUUCAGACUCUCACCCUCUGAGUGAUGGAUUGCUCCUCCCAGGCUGCACAACAAUUCACUCUCCUAGAAGUAAAAAAAAACUCAUAGAAGAAAUUAAGAGCCCCGCUAAUGAACAAAACUUGUUGAUGAGUGCAGUUGACUUCAAGGAAAAAAGCAUUUCCAAGGAUUUCCCCCAAAUUCUGGAAACUUUGGACACCGAACCAACAAACCGUUCUCUGGUUCUUCAAGGGGUUCAGACAUCUUCAGGAUUGGCUGACAUACCAGCUGCUCCAAACAACCAAGGGCAGAGAUCUCCUGAAACUUUAAAUUCCUCAAAUGUUAACAUCUUGCAAUGUGAAAAAGAAGGCAGUUACUUACCGAAAAAUCUUGAAAGGUUGUGUAGCAGUUUUACAGAGUUGCAGCAUCAGCUUUUUGAACUCACCGAGAUUCUGAAAUCUGGGAAAAAGACUCUUCCAGGGUACCCAUCUUCUCGUGAACCCUCUUUUGUUAAUAUCACUUGCCAGAAGGAUUCCUCUGGCUCAGUGACACUUGAAAAGCGAGCUUUCAUCCUCUGUGAUGGCAAACUUCGUUUAAACGUCGUUCAGCAGAUUUUCAACCUGGGUCUGGUCGAAAUGCAGCAUGAUUUGUCCUGGAUUGUUCUCACCGCAGAUAGCGAAGGGUUUAUUCCACUGACAUUCAGUACAAUGCAAGAAAUUGUCAUCAGAGAUGCUUGUGCCAACCCUCACGACGGUAGCAUUCAUUCUUCCAAAACGGUGGACAUCGUCAACUCUGCUGGAGACUACAGAAAGCUUUCUUCCCAAAGUUUGGAUCAGUCCACCAGUUCUUUGGAAGUACUGACAGAACAUUCUUACAGGAGUCUAGAGACCAGCAGUUCCUCUGAUCAAACCAGCCCUAAUUCAUAACUUGGAACUAAAGUUGUUCAUCUCCAGAACAGUUUUUUAGUUGUCCCUUAGGCCUGAAGCCUUUCAGCUGUGCAUAAUUAAAAUUGGAUGGGUUGUGCUUUUUACAUGAAUAUGUUUCACCACUCCUUAGAUGUUCCCUAGUUUGGACAGACUGUUUCCCCACAUUCUGCAGCUUAGUACAAACUAGAGGUUAUGUUUAUUUAAAAAUAUUUAUCAGCCUGCCUUUCUCCUGAGCAGCUUGUCCGGCAGAACAUUUAAAACACUCCCCCCUCCCCCACACACUUUGAGAGUUUGCACAUCAGGUUUGCAUGUUUCUCACACAGAGGAAAAAAACGCUUCUGGUUUACUAAAACAUCUUCAAACAUAGAUAUGUUUCCAGACAGUUGAACAUCAUGAGAAAUGUUUCUCUAUUAAUGGACAAAUGUAAACGUUAUUGCCAAAAGUAUAAGAUUUCUAGGGGGUUUUGUCGUUAGAAUUUAACUCAGGAGAAGUCUCAGUGGAGACCACACUGAAAAUGAUGUAUUAAUGUAACUUCCAGUUAACCUGAGAAUUUGGGCGCAUUUAUUACCAUGUCAUGUGAA